Messenger RNA from Saccostrea cuccullata (small rock oyster), 682 nucleotides. RefSeq lists its product as uncharacterized. NCBI's taxonomy places the organism in Eukaryota, Metazoa, Mollusca, Bivalvia, Ostreida, Ostreidae. Bases 170 to 595 code for a protein of 141 amino acids. The transcript is spliced from 4 exons. The record is from RefSeq and is a predicted model, not a curated record.
UGCAAUUCUAAAAUUGAUGAGCCUUGUACUUUUGUUUACAUGAAUUGUUACUUUACAGAGCGAGGCUACACAUGUUAGUCAAGGAUCGAUUAAAGAUACAGAGUUUUGUGAAGCUUCAAAACUCACAAGAACAGUAGUAGACAAUUGUCCAAAGAAUUAUGCAGGAGUAAUGGAAGCUGCAAACAGGAAGAACUGCUCAGCCAUUAAAAGUACUUGUUUAGGGAGGUUAGAGUACCACUGUGUUAUUAAUCCUUGGGGAAAUCUUACUGUGGAAGUGUGUGCUCCUGCCACACAAAUUCUUGCAGGUUUUUGUGCCGAGUACAAUGAAGGUGGAGGAAAGAUACAAGAUUAUUAUGAAAAAACAUGUUCAACAUGCAAGAGAAAGUAUUUGUCUACAGAUGCAUACAAAUAUCCAGAAUGCUAUCCAAAACCAAAAGGGUAUGCAGAAAAAGAAUUGCAAGACAGUUUUCACAGUCCAUCAGUUAAAAAUGGAGUGAAAGCCAACAUCUUAAAAGUGAACAACGAACUUUUCUGCAUCCAAAUACUGCUGAGUUUGCUAUACUUUCUUCUACAGUACAUCUCCAAUAUGCUAUGAAGAGCGAUAUGUUUUAUUUUGGAUUUCAACCCGAUUUCUUCAAUAGCGUGCCCCUGCUUUGAUGAAGUUGUACAUUCCUUCAAGCAC